This is a messenger RNA of Suncus etruscus (white-toothed pygmy shrew), 2621 nucleotides long. RefSeq names its product MBL associated serine protease 1 (gene MASP1). Gene Ontology annotation, biological process: zymogen activation; complement activation. The transcript is spliced from 11 exons. Gene Ontology annotation, cellular component: extracellular region; blood microparticle. The coding region runs from base 166 to 2340 and encodes 724 amino acids. The record is from RefSeq and is a predicted model, not a curated record. Gene Ontology annotation, molecular function: serine-type endopeptidase activity; calcium ion binding. NCBI's taxonomy places the organism in Eukaryota, Metazoa, Chordata, Mammalia, Eulipotyphla, Soricidae.
GGGGAAGGCGUGACCUGAAUGGAGAAUGCCAGCCAAUUCUAGAGACACACGGGGACCUCAGAACAAAGAUAAGGCAUCGCUGACACCACUCCGGGGACAAACUCACAGACACGUCAGGCCCAGGGGGACUAAGGUCUGGCAGCCCGGAGCACCGGAGACAGGAAAAUGAGGUGGCUCCUUCUUUGUCAUGCUCUGUGCUUCUGGAUGAAAACUUUGGCCCACACUGUGGAGCUAAACAAUAUGUUUGGCCAGAUCCAGUCUCCUGGUUAUCCAGAUUCAUAUCCUAGUGACUCUGAGGUGACUUGGAAUAUCACAGCUCCAGAGGGAUUUCGGAUCAAGCUUUACUUCAUGCACUUCAACUUGGAAUCCUCCUACCUUUGUGAAUAUGACUACGUGAAGGUAGAAACUGAAGACCAGGUACUCGCAACCUUCUGUGGCAGGGAAACCACAGACACAGAGCAGACUCCGGGACAGGAAGUGGUCCUCUCCCCAGGCUCCUUCAUGUCUGUUACUUUUCGGUCAGAUUUCUCCAAUGAGGAGCGAUUCACAGGCUUUGAUGCCCACUACGUGGCUGUGGAUGUGGACGAGUGCACAGAACAGGAAGAUGAGGAGCUGUCCUGUGACCAUUACUGCCACAACUACAUCGGUGGCUACUAUUGCUCCUGCCGCUUUGGCUAUAUUCUCCACACAGACAACCGGACCUGUAGAGUGGAGUGCAGUGACAACCUCUUUACCCAGAGAACGGGUGUGAUCACCAGCCCAGACUUCCCCAACCCUUACCCAAAGAGCUCUGAAUGCCUCUACACAAUCGAGCUGGAGGAGGGUUUUAUGAUAAGUCUGCAGUUUGAGGAUAUUUUUGAUGUUGAAGACCAUCCUGAAGUGCCCUGCCCCUAUGACUACAUUAAGAUUAAUGCUGGUUCGAAUGUUUUUGGGCCCUUCUGUGGAGAGAAAAUCCCUGAACCCAUUAAUACUCAGAGUCACCGCAUCCAGAUCUUGUUCCGAAGUGACAACUCUGGCGAGAACCGGGGCUGGAGGCUCUCCUACAAGGCGGAAGGGAAUGAGUGUCCAGAGCUCCGACCUCCUACCCAUGGGAAAAUUGAGCCUUUGCAGACCAAGUAUUCCUUCAAGGAUCAGGUGCUCAUCAGCUGUGACACAGGCUACAAAGUGCUAAAGGAUGAUGUGGAAAUGGACACAUUCCAGAUUGAGUGUCUGAAGGAUGGGACAUGGAGUAACAAGAUCCCCAUCUGUAAAAUGGCAGAUUGUGGAAUCCCAGCAAAGCUGGAACAUGGGUUGGUCAUCUUCUCCUCCAGGAACAACAUUACCACAUACAAAUCCGAGAUCAGAUAUUCUUGCCAGCAGCCCUACUACAAGAUGCUCCACAAUAUCACAGGUAUAUAUACCUGUUCUGCCCAAGGAGCCUGGGUGAAUGAAGUACUGGGGAGAAGCCUGCCCACCUGCCUGCCAGUGUGUGGUCAGCCCUCCCGCUCUCUGCCCAACCUAGUGAAGCGGAUUAUUGGAGGCCGGAAUGCUGAGCCCGGCCUUUUCCCCUGGCAGGCCCUUAUCAUGGUGGAGGACACCUCGAGAGUACCAAAUGACAAGUGGUUUGGGAGUGGAGCCUUGCUCUCUGAGUCUUGGAUUCUCACAGCAGCCCAUGUGUUGCGCUCCCAACGCAGGGACAACACGGUGACCAAAGAUCAUAUCACUGUUUACCUGGGCCUUCACGACGUGCGAGAUAAAUCAGGGGCUCACAACAGAUCAGCUGCCCAAGUGCUCCUCCACCCAGACUUCAACAUCCAGACCUACAACAAUGAUAUAGCACUGGUUCAACUGCAAGAGCCUGUGCCCUUGGGGCCCCACGUCAUGCCCAUUUGCCUGCCGAGGCCAGAGCCAACAGGCCCCACACCUCAUAUGCUGGGCCUGGUGGCCGGCUGGGGCAUCUCCAAUCCCAAUGUGACAGUGGAUGAGAUCAUCAAUAGCGGUACACGAACCUUGUCGGAUGUCCUGCAAUAUGUCAAGUUACCCGUGGUGCCACAUGCUGAGUGCAAAACCAGCUAUGAGUCCCGCUCAGGCAACUACAGUGUCACGGAAAACAUGUUCUGUGCUGGCUACUAUGAGGGGGGCAAAGACACAUGCCUUGGAGAUAGUGGUGGGGCCUUUGUCAUCCUUGAUGAGUUGAGUCAUCUCUGGGUUGCCCAGGGCCUGGUGUCAUGGGGGGGACCGGAAGAAUGUGGCAGCAAGCAGGUCUAUGGGGUUUACACCAAAGUCUCCAACUAUGUGAACUGGGUAUCGGAGCAGUUGGGCUCCCCACAAGGUCUAGGGGAGCUUCAGGUGAAUCGGUGAACCAAAUGAGUCCCUUGUCAAGCCCAAGCAGAGCUCUAUUACACACUCCUGAUAUCACACUCCAAGUUGAUCACAGACCCCAUAAACAAAGACACUGACUGACCUUUUCCUCCUGGAAUAGAUUCCCAGGACCCGGCAAGGUAGCUGUGUGGUUAAGGGAGAAGACUUUCAACAACUGGGUCCAGAGCCCUGAGCAAGUCCUUCCCUCUCUUCCUUCAUCUACACUUUGGUAGGGCAAUGCCAGCACUCCUCUCUAGGUCUCACUUAGGGCUUUUUUUUUU